Molecule: messenger RNA, 2544 nt
Organism: Lampris incognitus (smalleye Pacific opah)
Lineage: Eukaryota; Metazoa; Chordata; Actinopteri; Lampriformes; Lampridae
Gene: oca2
Product: oculocutaneous albinism II
Exons: 23
Coding region: 1-2544 (847 amino acids)
Biological process (GO): transmembrane transport; melanin biosynthetic process; melanocyte differentiation
Cellular component (GO): melanosome membrane
Source: RefSeq, a predicted model, not a curated record
AUGUAUUUGGAGAAUAAGAGCAACCUGGAGAUGGAGAUGUCCCAGGCUGCAGCCCAAGGCCACCAGGGCCGGGGUGGACAUCGAGCGUCAGAGGCAGUGGAAGGGAACUUUGGAGAGCUGCGUCUCCUUCAGGGUUUCUCAGAGAGGAGGGAGACCCAGAAGCUGCAGCAGUCUGCUGUUUUGCCAUCUGGACAAUGUGUCAUCCACGCAGAGGGCUUUGUCCCUGUCUGUCACGAAGAUGGGUAUGCACACAACUUCAGCGUGGUUAAUAUUCUCAAAGGGAAAACGAACCAGGCCAACAUAACAGAGAGGUCACCACUGUUGAGAUUCUCCCAAGAUGACAGUAUAACCUAUAUGACCCUGCAUGAUCCCAGCUUUGUUGGAAGGGACGAGCCCUGGGAUACCAGCUCUAUGGAGCUGGACAGGAGGUGUCGCCUGGGGAGUGAGGUCAACAGCCUGUCCUUGUUCCACUCCAGCUCCUCAGAGAAGAAUGACCCAUUGGAUAACCUCAACCUGAAUUUCAAGCUUGCUGGUAGUAUAAGAUGCUGCCUCAAGAUCUCCAAAAUUGCCAGUAUCUUUGCCAUUGUUGUUCUCUGCACUUUGUUCUUCAGUAUGUAUCCGGAUCGAGAUAACCCUUGGAGAAUGUUGGCAGUCUCAUCGACAGAGAGUUUCUCCAUAAACCUGACAGAUUUCCGUGACAAUGCUUUGCUGAAGCUACAGGUGGGAGGGCCUUUUACAGGAGGGAUGGUUGACUUGACCAGUCCUGAGUAUAUCCUCAUCCAGGUUGAACAGACUGAAGAGGCAGGAUCGCGGAGAAGGAGAGGUCAGCAGGUGAUUUAUAAUUGGACCAUUCCCUUACAUGGUGAACGAAGUGACCAAAUAUUGACAACAAGAACAUUUGAGAUGGUCAGCAGCAGCCCCAUCUUCAUCACGGUUCAGGCAUUCUUACAGGAUAAUGAGGUGGUACCUCUUUCCAUGACCCACCAGUCGCUUUAUGUCAACGUGGAGACUCAGGUGGCAAUAGCUGGAAUCAUCCUGACUGGGGUGUACAUUCUCAUCAUCUUUGAGAUUGUUCACCGCACUCUGGCUGCCAUGCUGGGAUCUCUGGCUGCCUUGGCUGCCUUGGCUGUUAUUGGAGAUCGACCCAGUCUGGUGACUGUGGUAGAGUGGAUUGACUAUGAGACACUCGCCCUCCUGUUUGGCAUGAUGAUACUAGUGGCCAUAUUCUCAGAGACUGGAUUCUUUGACUAUUGUGCUGUAAAGGCUUACCAGUUAUCCAGGGGCAGAGUGUGGCCUAUGAUCAUCAUCCUUUGCCUUAUUGCAGCCAUUCUCUCUGCUUUUCUGGACAAUGUGACCACAAUGAUGCUCUUCACCCCAGUCACCAUAAGGUUGUGUGAGGUGCUUAAUCUGGACCCCAGACAUGUCUUGAUUGCAGAAGUAAUCUUCACUAACAUUGGAGGAGCUGCCACAGCUGUAGGAGAUCCACCCAAUGUGAUUAUAGUAUCAAAUCAGGACCUGCGCAAGGAAGGUAUUGAUUUUGCAGCUUUCACAGGGUAUAUGUUCCUUGGAAUAUGCCUUGUCCUCCUGACGUCCUUUCCUUUCCUACGGAUGCUCUAUUGGAACAAAAAACUCUACAACAAAGAGUCCAUUGAAAUUGUGGAGCUUAAACAUGAGAUCCUGGUUUGGAGGCAAACGGCCCAGCGCAUCAACCCUGCCAGCCGGGAGGAGACAGCUGUAAAAUGCCUCCUAAUGCAAAAAGUCCUCAAUCUAGAGAGUCUGCUCCGCAAAAUGAUGAAAACAUUUCAAAGGCAAAUUUCUCAGGAGGAUAAAAACUGGGAGCAAAACAUUCAAGAAUUGCAAAAAAAGCACCGAAUAACUGACAAAGUCCUCCUGGUCAAGUGCGUGUCAGUCCUGGGCAUAGUGAUCUUCAUGUUCUUUCUCAACUCUUUUGUUCCCAGCAUUCAUCUUGAGCUCGGUUGGAUUGCUAUCCUGGGGGCAUUGUGGCUACUGGUUCUGGCUGACAUUCAGGACUUUGAGAUUAUCUUACAUCGAGUGGAGUGGGCCACACUACUGUUCUUUGCUGGCCUCUUUGUGUUAAUGGAGGCUUUAGCCCAGUUGCAGCUUAUUGACUAUAUUGGAGAACAGACAGCACUGCUUAUAAAAGCAGUGCCAGAAGACCAGCGCUUGGCCAUAGCUAUUAUCCUGGUGAUGUGGAUCUCCGCCCUGGCUUCCUCUCUCAUCGACAACAUUCCCUUCACUGCUACCAUGAUACCUGUUCUUAUCAACCUGAGUCAGGAUGGAGACGUGAACCUGCCAGUAAAACCACUCAUCUUUGCUUUAGCCAUGGGAGCUUGCCUUGGGGGAAAUGGCACAUUAAUAGGUGCAUCAGCCAACGUUGUGUGUGCAGGGAUUGCUGAACAACAUGGUUACGGAUUUUCCUUCAUGGAGUUCUUUAGGUUAGGUUUUCCUAUGAUGAUGAUGACAUGCACAAUAGGCAUGUGCUACCUGUUGGCCACCCACGUUGGAUUAGGCUGGAACAUGUGA